Molecule: messenger RNA, 6062 nt
Organism: Lytechinus pictus (painted urchin)
Lineage: Eukaryota; Metazoa; Echinodermata; Echinoidea; Temnopleuroida; Toxopneustidae
Product: guanylate cyclase soluble subunit beta-2-like
Exons: 14
Coding region: 1-2352 (783 amino acids)
Biological process (GO): cGMP biosynthetic process; response to oxygen levels
Cellular component (GO): guanylate cyclase complex, soluble
Molecular function (GO): heme binding; guanylate cyclase activity
Source: RefSeq, a predicted model, not a curated record
AUGACAAAUGAUUCACUGAAGGGGCAAGGACCUGAAGAGGAGAUGAAAAGGACACUGGCUGGAGUAGAUGACAGCUUCAUUUCUCACACAACCUAUACGGAUGGGAUUACGUUAAAACUAGUCAAAGCAGCUAGUGAUGUUGCAGGUCAACCAAUCCCGGUGAUUCUAGAGUUGUUCGGGGAGUUCUUCUUCACAUUCUGCCAGCGAUCCGGAUACGAUGAGAUGCUGAGGGUUCUUGGGUCAAACCUCAAGAGCUUCUUGGAGAACCUGGAUGCCCUCCACUCGUACCUCAGCUUCUCCUACAAGAAGAUGGAGGCCCCCUCCUUCCGGUGCGAGAGAAGGCAAUCGGACGGCGCCCUCAUCCUGCAUUACUACUCACAUCGGAAAGGAUUGCACCCCAUAGUAGUUGGCAUUGUUCGAGCGGUAGCAAGGGAAUUCUUCCAAAGUGAAGUGAGAAUGGAUGUCCUAGAUGAAACGCACGAGGAAGAGAGGAACGGGAAAAAGGAACACGUGACUUUUGCCAUCUUUCAAAAGAAAUUACAAAUCAAGGAUCCUACUUCGCCAAAAUCGGUAUCCGAUAAAACGCAGCAGAGCGAAUCGGAACACAAUAAAGAGGACGAAGACCACAAUGUUCGACAAAGGCAGGAUCUUAAACCGAACAACGAACGGCCGGCGACCCUCAAUGUCCAAUCUCUGGUCUCCCUCGCAAACGACUAUGGAAGCUUCUCCCCUUCGUAUCCCGAAAAGCUCUGGCUGGACCAGCGAAUGUUCUGUGAAUACUUCCCCUAUCACCUAGUCUUUGACUCGAAACUCAGACUUCUGCAAUCUGGCGUUCACAUACAGAGGGCGCUGCCCAAGCUGCGGACCAUGGAAGACACCACUGUGGAAAUUCUUUUCAACAUGUUGCAUCCGCAGAUUGACUGGAGCGUGCCGAGUAUACGCAAGUUUAUCAAUAUGCAAUUCGUCCUGGAGACGAAACGAGAGAUGAUAAUUCCUGGAUGGGGGGAAGAACAGCCCAUGCUCCAACUAAGAGGUCAGAUGAUUUGGAUGGACUCCUUAGACGCUAUGUUGUUUACCUGUUCGCCACGUGUUGCCAGUCUGAAGGAGCUAGAGGAAAGAAAUCUUCAUUUAUCAGAUAUCCCUCUCCAUGAUAUCACCAGGGAUCUCAUCCUCUUCAAUCAUCAAAGACUCGCAGAGAUUGAACUUGGGAAGCAGCUCGAACAGAAGAAGGAAGAGCUCCGGUCAGCGUUAGGAGAACUUGAGGCGGAGAAGAAGAAGACAGACAUGCUGCUCCAUUCUAUGCUUCCCAGACAGGUUGCAGAGCAGCUCCGAGAUGGCAAGAAAGUUGAAGCUGGCGAGUUCGAGCUGGUAACAAUUCUUUUCAGUGAUAUCGUGUCUUUCACCAAUAUUUGUUCAAAAUGCCGUCCCAUUGAUAUUGUCAACAUGCUCAAUGCUCUCUACACAAGAUUCGACAAACUUACAUCGGUCCACGAUGUCUACAAGGUCGAGACAAUAGGCGAUGCAUACAUGGUAGUAGGUGGUCUUCCCAUUCCGGUAGCCUCACACGCUGCUAGGACAGCCAAUCAGGCACUUGGUAUGAUGGUCAUAUGCAAAGAGGUCAUGUCUCCAGUCACCCGGGAACCUAUCGGGAUUCGAGUUGGUAUUCAUUCUGGUCCUGUGGUAGCAGGAGUUGUAGGGGAGAAGAUGCCCCGAUACUGUCUUUUUGGUGAUACUGUCAACACUGCCUCAAGAAUGGAGAGCCAUGGUCUCCCAAGUAAAAUUCAUCUCAGUGAUAAUACUUACAGAUGUCUUGAGGGUCAUGCGUUCCAUUUCAGCGAGAGAGGUGAAAUUAUGGUGAAGGGGAAAGGCAUGAUGAAAACGUACUUCCUUGAGGAAAACGCCGGGGCUAGCUUGGAUCAGAUUAUGGGUAAGGGCGUGUCCAAGGCUAGUACCCCAGAGAAGACGGAUAGAUGUAAGUCACCGCCAGAGACACCAACAAAUAACAUGGCCAAUGGGGUGUCCUCCUUCCACCACAAUAGCACAGUGGUGGUGCCCAUGUGGUACCCGGAUAAUGACAUGAACGGCGGAAGUACAAUCCACGUUGCUUCAUCGAUAUUCCCCAAUGCAAGCACCAAUGACACAGAGUCAUCAAAGGAAGCAGCGAAUAUGGCUAAUGCAGCGUGUGCUGCCACGUCCAGACCCGGUGCAGACGGCCAGGAUGCGAGGACUAACGAUGACGGCAACGUGUCCAGCAGAAGUAGAUAUCUCGGUCAAGGAUCAGCGAAAACGCGACCGUUGCGAAGCGGUCGACCUCCUGACAUCCGGGGCUCUAAGACAUGUGUACUCUUAUGACGCGCACGGAUUUUAUCUAAGAACACUGAACAUUGCAUUUUGCAUGUAAAUUUCAAUGAGCUCUAUCUUCGCGCCUUGUUCUAGCCAAUGGAAGACAAUUAUAAAUCAGUUACAUUUUGUCCUACAUUUAUUGUCUUCGUCCAAACUCGAGUUUUUUUUCAUCAUUUUCAUGGUGAAGAUUUUGUAGUAAGGUUAAUGCCAAUAAAAAUGUAAUAUUCAACUCAGGUUCUAAAUCAAUAAUAAAGUCUUGGUAGAUAUACGGAUGUUUUCUACACUUUUCCUAACAGCAGAUUUCUGUUUCCUAAUCAAAUAGAUCCCUGUGACAAAAAAGGCUAUUCAUGGUGAUGAUAACAUCGAAUAGGCCUAAUAAUUUAAGUUAACAGCAACGAUCAAAAUCAAGACUUCGGUGGAAAAUAGGCCUUGCAUUGGAUUGUAAAUUUCACAUAGUAAUCGUUUAUGCAAUUGGAACCAGAGUUUGAUAAGGUAUACUCGGCCACAGAAAAAGAAAGAGAAUAAGGAAAUAGGGAGCCAGGAAAGAACUAGGCAAUUCAUAUCGACAUUGUAGGUUUGUUCACGUUUCAAAUCUCACUUAUUCCAGUAUUCUGGUGAAAACAACACCUCAAGUGGUAUUCAUAUCAGCUUAUUUUUAUGUUUUUCUGUAGAAAUAAAGUGAGACAGCCCUCAUCUCAUUAUCGUCCAUUCCAAUACUAAUUAAUUAAUUUUACAAUGCAAUCUCCUGGGAAGUAACUUUUUAGGCAUAUUAAUAUGUAAAUCCCGUGUAGUUUAAAGAUUCGGAAUAAACGUUCGGUCCAUUUUCCGUACAUUUGAGUGGUCCAAUUGUUUGCCAUCCCUAGACGCCAGUUCCAGAUCAAACGACCUUCGCUAUAUACCGAAAGUACAUCAUACCGAAGGUCCUAUAAUUCGAAAAUUCAAAAUGGUUUUAUGGCCCGAAAUGAAAUAAUAUCGAUAGUACGAAAGUAACUGAUAAAACUUACUCCAUUUUCCGAAAAAAUAUAACUUUUUUUUAAUAUCAAACCCUAUUUCAUUCUCGGGUGAAAAAAUCCUUGGACUACUGAACUUUCGUAAUAUCGAACCUUCGGAGUAUUCGGACAUUCGGAAUUACGAGCUGCAUUUUUUUCUCAAUACAAAUUCAGAAUUUAACAUUUCGGAUAGGUAAAGGCCGAAAGGUUUCGUCUUUUUUUUUUUUCGAUAUCAAAACAAUAUCAGACAACGUGUUGACGAUUCUGGUACAAUGUAUUUGACUAUCAUAAUGGUGACGAUGGUGUCUCAGUAAGGUCGACGUGCCAACCGUCAUUAUAGCCAAUGAAGCACAAACAUCCAUUGUAUAUUUAUUACUAUUACCCAAUCAAUAUUACACCUUUGGGUGAUAAAGGUUUAUAAUCGACAGUUGAUUUCAAACGUUGACAUUUUGACUAGCCAGUUGGCUGCGUAUACCUUUAUUGCUUAACCUACAUAUUUCGGCUAAGAAAUUAAAAAGAACGGCAAUGACGAUGUUUAGUUGACCAAGACACAGAUGUACGUCAAAGUCGUGAAUGUCGCAUAGGCAAUCGAUAAUUUGAAUAAGAAUAAACACGCUUUGUGUGUUGAUAGGUAAACUUUUGACCUUGACAGUCAUAUAAAUAUGAUUUACACUUUCUCCCUCACCAGUACGAUCAACGGUAUAUAUAUCGGCACUGAUGAAUGAACGUAAAUAAAUUUAUUUAUUCAUUUAAAUUGAAAUAAAGAACCAGGGGAUUUGCUGCUCAAUGUUUAUGCCACUUGUAUGUGGGCUUGUUAGUUACCGUUUUGAUGAAUCGACGGAUAAUUAGAUAGUUUUCGCUCAACGACGCACGUUGUAUUCAAGAACAUAGAAAAUGUAUUGUCAAACGCCCUUCAUGACAAUGAACAACCAAGAAGUCUUUGUCGAAAAAUUUGUGAAUCAAAACAGCAGUUUUUCCCUGAUUCCGGGCAAACGAUAUAUUUGCAAGUUUUCGUCAGCUCCGAAACCUAGGACGAAAGUGCUGUUCCGGUUCACCAAUAUUCGACAAAGACCUGUCAGCUAUUCAUUGUCAUUUGACUGACUUUGUCAAUAGAUUAACUGUUUAUAUGAAUCCGUCGUGCGUUGCGGAGCGAAAACUACAAACUCUCAUUUUAUCAGCACAAAAGCAGUUUAACAAUAUACGGUAUCUGCAAAUGACCUAUAAUAGAGAGAAAAUAUUAUGUAGUAAUCGAAAAAUAUAGGCGAACCAGUCAAUAUUGCGAGUGACGAUAAAAGUUUAUAACAAUGGCUAAUGUAUUGCGGAAUCCGGAGACUUCCACUUAGCUGUUGCUGUUUUGUUGAGGACCCAUAUCAAUAAGGAAAAUGUACUUUAUUUUUAACAAUGUGAUAUCCAUUAGGCGAUCUUACACACUUAACCCUGUUAACGCUUAUCGAAUUCGUUCAUUACUAGUAUAAAUAAUUCAAGCGCAAUUGGCGAAAACAUUCAAGUUUGACUUGUAUGCCCUUGAAUUCAUAUUAAUCAAUUGACAACCGACGGCAGUAUCAAUUUAUAUAGUUUGUACUACCAAUUUCUUUAAAUCAGCAAUAUCAUUGCGUACAUAAUUGCAAUACGAUUAGGAGACCCUUUUAUACCCACGCUCUCUAAAAAAGGUUUACCCAACAUUUGGUAAAAUGGGAUCAUGAAUGUUUUUUGGGUAAAAAAAUACAAAAUAUUUAGUAAAUUUUAAGCAAUGUUGAGUUGAAAUUUACCCAUCAAACAUACAUUUUGCCCAAUAUUGAGGGGAAAAAAUACCCAACAAACAUGCAUGUUCCCUUUCUACCCAAUAUUGGGUAAAUUUUUACUCUCUGUUUUUAGAGUGUAAAUAAUAUAUAUUCCUACUACGAAUUUUUGGGAAAAAAUAAUAAUGAUUGCAAUAUUUUGGGUAUACCUUCAGAUAGAGUGAUUUUAAUGAUAUUGGUUUACAUCCGAAGGUCAUAAUUUGUACUCAGCUCGUUUUUUUGUUUUGUAUAACUUUUAGGCGGUACAUGCUCAUUAUCGAAUAUGUUCCAUUACUCGAUGUCGCCGACUUUCCUCUAGACAAUAGACGUGUUGACGUGUACAGGGGGGCGUUUCAUGAAAGGACUUGUCGGACGUUUUAUCCGACAGUUACCAUAGUAACAGUACCUCUCAGCCAAUCAACAUCAGAGAAAGAUUUCAGAUCUGACAACUUGUCGGAUGAAAAUGUUGAUGAAACACUCCCUGGUCUGACAGCUCAAAAUAGUUCAAUUGAAUCUCGUUUUAUUAAACCCAGAAAGGACUGGCUAAAAAUUAUACAGAUUGGAAACCCAUUGAAUCAGUAUCGAGAACCUUGGCAAAAGCGAGCAAUUGCACACCUUACUGUAUACAAUUUGCAUUUAAAAGCACUUGGUUGGGCGCAGCUUUCCAUUGUCUAUGUAGAGAAUUGGGACAAACUUCCGAGGCUGUUGAUAGUCCAACCCGUUCUAUUCCCCUCAAUGCUUUGAUGAUAUAUGAAGUCAAAGAAGUGGUUAGAUAAAUAAUAAGUCAUUUCAUUCAGAAAGUGUUAGGCCAUAAAAUAAUAAAAUUUCAAUUGCUUUGUGAGGAAAACAAUACGACCACCAUUACGUGCAGGGGUGGCACUUCGGGGAGGGGUGGGGGGGGGGGCUCAGAAUGGGCGACCGCCCCAAUAAGCAGUGAGAAAACAAAUCAUAG